This is a messenger RNA of Aphanomyces invadans, 2477 nucleotides long. Its product is annotated as TKL protein kinase. Gene Ontology annotation, biological process: protein phosphorylation. The transcript has 3 exons. The record is from RefSeq and is a predicted model, not a curated record. Lineage: Eukaryota; Oomycota; Saprolegniomycetes; Saprolegniales; Verrucalvaceae. Bases 72 to 1958 code for a protein of 628 amino acids. Gene Ontology annotation, molecular function: protein kinase activity; ATP binding.
UGCGCAAGUUGGAUGUUCAGCCGGAUCCCUCAUACUUCGACCGGACAGGACCAGCGCUCGCUGCUCUCUCCAUGACAUCGCCGCUGGCCCCGUCGUUGUGGCUGGAAAGCUCGAAUUAUGUGUCUCGCUUCCGCAAACUUGCAGAUGACAACUUGACUUCUGUCCCCAAGAUCUCGCAUGCAGUCCCAUCAACCGUCGUGGCAAGAUUGUCCGCCACCAAGCUCACAUUCGACGAACUGUCGCCGUUAGCCCAACGCGCACUGCUGUGGGACAUGGGACUUGUCCGCGUGAAUGACGGAUCUUUCACGUUGCAGCAAGUAUACACCCGUUGCACGAAUGAAAACAGCACCACGGGCGCCACCAUGGAGAACCUUAUGGUGCCCAAGGAGAAGUUUUUAGCGACAGACCAGUCGGCCAGUAUCAUUGAAUGCUCCGGGUUUGGGUAUUCCUUCGUCCGCCAACAAGUCUCGAACGGUGUCAACUUAGAUGUGGCCGCCAAUUGUGCCGUGUCGAAGGCGAAUCCGUCCACGAACAGUCAUUCGAGCAUGUGGGCGCAGGACGGCGUGCCAUCGACGGACGUGCCGUUUCCAAAGAUCCAUCGGCAUCAAUGGAAUAGCACAGACGGUCCGCCGUUCCUCUUCUUCUCCGUCCACACCCUGCCCGAAAAGUACGACGACGAGUGGCCGUGGGGGUCGUGUCCUGAAAACAAACCAGGCUCCCUCACGUUUCCGUGCAGGGUCUACGAAGAAAGCAAAGGCAUGUGUCUGCCGUCGCCAUCGACCGCCAUGAACAACUGGCUGAAUGCGAUCGCGCGGGCCAAAACCACGAGCCCGCCUGCGACAACGACUCCUGUGCCAUCUCCAACCCAAGCUCCGUCCUUGUCAACGGGUGCUGUCGUUGGCAUAGUCGCUGGUGCCGUUGCUUUUGUCGCGUGUGGGCUGCUGUGCUUUAUCCUGCGUCGUCGCAAGGCUCGCGCUGACGCCAUCAACGACAACGACGGCACACCCACCACCACCACAGCAAUGUACAACAGCAGCUUACAAAACAGCUCGGGCCAACCGCGAUCGCACCAUGCCGCAGCCCAGCCGAUUCAGACCAACUCGUCCAAGCUCAACAGCUUCCAAGUCGACGCCUACCUGUGCACACGGCGCCUGCCGUACUCGUCGGUCGUACAGACGCGGAUGCUAUCCAAAGGCGCGUUCGGCGAAGUCUGGAUCGGGUCCUACGACGGCAUGACGGUCGCGAUCAAGAAAAUUCUGGACGCCAAGCGGAACGACGAAACCGAGCUCGAGUGUUUUGCCGAGGAGAUUCGACUGAUGGCGUCGCUGAGCCACCCAAACAUCGUGACCUUUAUCGGUUUUGCAUGGAAUACGCUGCAAAACAUGUGCUGUGUCGUCGAGUACAUGCAGCACGGCGAUCUAGGGUCGUAUCUUGUGGCCCACCCCAAGACCAACUGGAACGAGAAGCUCGUGCUGGCCGUCGGCAUUGCCCGCGCGCUCGCAUACCUCCAUGCGCUCGUCCCGAACAAGAUCAUUCAUCGUGAUCUGAAAGCCAAGAACGUGCUUGUGUCGGACCAACUGGAAGCCAAGCUGUCCGACUUUGGCAUUUCAAAGGAACGCACCACCGACGACACCAUGACGGCGGGCGUCGGGACAUCGUACUGGACCGCGCCAGAAGUGCUCAGCGGCCAUCGGUACUCGGAACUGGCCGACGUGUACUCGUUUGGGUGUGUGCUAAACGAGCUCGAUACACACAACAUUCCGUACGCCAACCUGAAGGGCGUGCCGGCCAUGACAAUUGUCCAGCGUGUGACGACGCAGGGCCUCCGCCCGACCUUCAACGACUCGUGCCCGAAACUCGUCAAGGAUUUGGCGAUGCAGUGCUUGUCGACGUCGCCGCGCGACCGACCGACGGCCGCCGAGAUCGUUCGCCUCAUCGAGAUGUGGAAGGGCUGGUGAAAAGCACGCACGGUGCGCUGACCCCGUUGCAUGAUGUAUUUAGAUUUUUUUCACGUUCUAACAUGGGCUGCAUGGCAACGUCAUGUACCCCGGACUUGGUUCCGGCUCGCUCGACACGAAGCGCAACACGCAAAUAUGCACGAAGCCAACUUGUUUAGAGCGCCGUUGAAAGAGUUCGCCAUGGCUCGCGCGCCUGGCACUGUCCUCUACGGGGAAAAUGACUCGUUGCGCCAAAGGGACAACGCGUGAGACCAUGCGAUCGCGCGGGAAAAAUCGAGCCUAGACGUAGCCUGCGUAUGGUUUGGCAGGGACUUCUCGCCGUGUGAAGAAAACGACGUCGUUCCAGUCGACUUCAUCCGGCGUCGGUUGAAGGGGUUGGUUGCUGUCAUCCAGCGACGACGACAGCCAGAAUUCUAACCCUGGAUGGACUGAGAUGGUCGAGGCAAGGUCUGCUUUCGAGUGUCACGGCGAUUCCAUGACGGAACGGGGAGUCAAAUACCAUGCGAGAACCCGCAGACG